GCUGAUGUGUGAUGGGACGCCAAGGUGAGUCAGUCGACCUGCUGUCGUGGUUGUUUCCAUUACUGUUCAACACUUCAUAAGUAAUGGUCGUACCUAUUUGUGGCAGAGUUCGUGUUUAUGAACUUGUUUCACCCUGAUGUAGAGACAUAAUUACAGCCUUCCACCAUGCUGGCCAGUGAAGACAGUGAUGCAGGUAAAAAGGUUAAUAAAAUGACCUGUAACCGGUGUGGUGGCCCUAUAUUUAAAUUAGAUUUUAUAUCUAAAACAGAAACCAGCCAAGAGGAGCUGCCAAUCACUAGCUGGAGUGAGCUGUCUAUCAUAGAGUGUUUUGGUCUCAACAGUGUGGAGAUGUCAGAGAAAGAUCUGGAGGCCGCCUUCCUUCAGAUCGCCCUGGCUUUCCGCUCUGAUCAGUACACCCUGAAACAGAGGCUGCAGGCAGAGGAACACGCUCGCAACCUGGCUGAGGAGAACAUCCAGCUGGAGCUGUCCAGAGGCAGAGAGACCCUGGAGACACUAAAGGGCCUGUGCUUGGACAGUAUGCGCAGUAAGGUCCUGCAGAGGCUGGAGCUGUCUCUGGCCAUCCUCGCUGGGACUGUGGAACGAAUCUCCAACACGGCUGAGGUGCUGGGGGCUGUACACCAGGAGGCUCGAGUGAGCCGAGCAGUCGAGCUCGUGGUGGCUCAUGUGGAGAAUCUAAGGAGGCAACAUGACAGAAACGUGGCGGCGCUGCAAGGGGCCAGAGUGCUGAUUGAGCAGCAGAGCUCUGGCAGAAACACCAUCGAUCCCAGAGUGUCCCCAGACCCAGAGGAAAGUGACAACAGGCAGAGAAGUGCUCAGCAGAAUGGCGGUCGUCGAAGGAUCAGUGUGUCAGUCAUUUCCAGUCCAGCCCAAGAGAGAAGGAAGCAAGAUUUGAGGAAGCAGGCUGCUCAUGGAGAGAUUUCCAGCAGGAAGUUAUUCCCUGCCUGCUCUUCUCCGACCAAAGACGACCGCCGCUCAGUGGAUGACAGGCUAUUUGAUCCAGAUGAAACUUCAGCUGCUCGGUUUCCUCUAGACUCUUCUCCCAUCACCAGCCCAGAGUGGCCCACAUCAAAACAGCCUCGUACCAGAAAGAUACAAAACAAAAACUCCCCUCUGGAUACUUUGCGACAGAGACACAAGGGCAAAGCUGGGUUAUCAAAGAAAAAAGCAGACAAGGAUAAAAAGAGUAUGAAUACCAGCCAACAGAUCCCUGCGGGCAUGUGUGGUUCUUUGUGGAGACAAUGUCCUCCGGCUCACUGGCUGCAUUGCUGUCGCUGGGCGCUCCUCUGCAUGUACCUGAUGGUGCUCUUCUGCAUCAUAACAUUGACUUACUAUCUGUGGAAACUCCAUGAUGGAGCGCUUGAACCAUGAUCUGUUUUUUUGGGGGGAAUAUACAGUUAUCAGGAUGUUUUCUAAAUACUGUGACUGUACUGCGAACAUCAAAUUGUGUAG
This is a messenger RNA of Monopterus albus (swamp eel), 1470 nucleotides long. RefSeq names its product protein MRVI1 (gene irag3a). The record is from RefSeq and is a predicted model, not a curated record. The transcript is spliced from 11 exons. The coding region runs from base 166 to 1389 and encodes 407 amino acids. NCBI's taxonomy places the organism in Eukaryota, Metazoa, Chordata, Actinopteri, Synbranchiformes, Synbranchidae.